Molecule: messenger RNA, 2450 nt
Organism: Coccomyxa subellipsoidea C-169
Lineage: Eukaryota; Viridiplantae; Chlorophyta; Trebouxiophyceae; Coccomyxaceae
Product: archaeal type cofactor-independent phosphoglycerate mutase
Exons: 12
Coding region: 261-1703 (480 amino acids)
Molecular function (GO): metal ion binding
Source: RefSeq, a predicted model, not a curated record
AGAAGGAGUUCCAGGAAAUAAUAUUAUGUGUUCAGCAGAAAGAUAGAGGAUCAUGCGCAAAAAGUUAUCCACUAUCAACUAGCAUCUUUUCGCACUGUAAAAAAUAUAUCUGCGAAGACAUCAUCUGGAUACUUUCCUGAGCCGCGUAGCCGUGAUAUAACAAGCCUCGGAGCUGCCGGCAACUGGAAAGACAGCUACCUGUCUCCGCUGUUGCUUGCAACAGAUCGCGACAAUGUGAUGGACACGCCCUGGUAUACAGAAUGGCCUCUCAGUCAGAUGCAAAAGCUGAAGAAAUCCCUCACAGCAUCGCAUUUGUACUGAUCGAUGGCUUGGGGGACGUGAGCGUUCCAUUCCUCAACGGCAAUACGCCCCUGCAGUUCGCUUCCACAAGAUUCCUGGACAGCGUUGCAGGAGCCGGGCUCAAUGGUCUGCUGGAUCCAGUGGAGCCUGGUCUUGCAUGCGGCAGCGACACGGCACACUUGUCGAUCCUAGGCUACGAGCCCAGGCUGCACUACCGGGGAAGGGGGGCCUUUGAGAGCAUGGGGGCGGGGAUCCCCAUGCAGCCGGGGGACAUCGCGUUCAAAUGCAAUUUUGCAACGCUCAACCCGGCCUCCGGCGUCGUGCUCAGCCGCCGCGCCGACCGCAAAUUCGAAGACAUCGGGCCGCUCCUGUGCGCAGACCUCAACGGUGUGCGGCUGCCGGGGUUCCCACAGCACUCGGUGGCGGUGAAGUAUGCGACGGAGCAUCGAUGCGGCGUGGCCGUCUCGGGGCCAGGCCUCUCGGACGCCAUAAUUGGGACUGAUCCCCUGAAGGACAACUUGCCGCUCCAGGAGGUGAAGCCGCUGGAUGGAUCGCCGGAGGCUGCCUUCACAGCAGUGCUUGUCACCGAGCUCUCAGCCACUCUCUGCAACGUCCUCAAGGAUCAUCCGGUGAACAAGGAGAGGGUGGCUGCAGGCAAGCCGCCUGCCAACAUUGUGCUUUUGCGGGGCUGCGGAUCAAGGAUUGCUGUGGAGGGAUUUGAGGAGAGGCAUGGGCUUCGCGCAUGCAUGGUCGCCCCCACCAAAAUCAUUGCUGGCCUGGGGAUGUCCCUCGGCAUGGACUGCCUCUCAGUGCCUGGAGCCACAGGGGACUAUAGGACACAGUUCCACAAGAAGGCACAGGCGAUCUCAUCAGCGCUGAUCGACGGUGGGUACCGCUUUGGGAUGCUGCAUGUGAAGGCUGUGGACGAUACCGGUCACGACAGACAGGCUGUGCUCAAGGUGCGCUAUCUUGAGGCGGUUGAUGCAAUGGUGGGCCAGCUAAUCAGGCGGCUGUGGGAGGCCGAGGCGUCCGGUCGGGGGCGAUACUCCCUCUGCCUCACGAGCGAUCACUCCACCCCGGUAGAAUUUGGCGACCACUCUCAUGAACCGGUGCCAUAUGCCAUCGCGCGCCUCACUCACAUUGUGGAGGCGCUUGGAGGCAGCACUUUUGUUAGGAGCAUCCCACUCGAGCCAAUACCGCACCCAGACCCCGCAGAGAGCGUAGCGGAACUGCUCUCUAGAGCAAAUGGUGUGGAGGGAACAGCGGCACCUAAGAGAACAGUACAGCUUGGGGAUAAUGUGGGCAGCUUUGAUGAGGUGGCGGCUGCCCAAGGGGCUCUGGGCAGAUUUCCGGGCAGCCAGGUCAUGCCCCUCAUAAGGGAUUUUUUAUCAAAGGUACCCUAAAUUUGAGAGUGGACAUCGAGUGAACAUAGUUGCGCAUUCAAAUGCUGUACCUUUGAUCUGCUGGAGGCAGGCUCCUUACCAACUUACAAGGUCAUGUUCUAUAUCUAGAAGAUUUUGAUGCAUAUGGCGAUAGUGUCAGCAGCUUGGGGAUCCUUCCACCCUAGUGCAGUAGCCUCUCAGGAAUCGUGUUAUAGGUUCAACCGAUGAAUAGUUUAGCUGAUCAUUGCAGUGGCAGAGCCGCAGCCUGCUCUGUCCUGUGUCACUUUCACCACCCACAGCUGCGCCCAUCAUCAUGGGGAUAGUGCAGUCAAACUGCUAUGUCUGAAUAUCUUUCCCCAUUUGUAAUAUUCACUAUCAAAGAAUCUGCAGCUCCAUUGCCUGGAGCUCAACAGAACCUCCUCAACAAUGAGCCACACCGCUCCCCUAGAUCUUACUCCUGCUGAGCGCCGCAGCUUGCAACACAGAUCUGACUCAAUCACUGGCUGCCCAUAUCCGGCGCUGUGCAUAGCUCGGCAGCAGAAAUACAUUAUCGACUAUCAAGUCCGCGCCGUGACUCCCUCAAUCAUCUGCUUCACUGGUGGUGGGCUGAUGUUCUUCGGCUUUGAGAAGGACUGCCGGAUGGGGGGCACUACCACUGGUAUGAUAAUACCUAUGCCUCCAAUGAUGCAGCUCCACAUGAUGAUGGGCUCCUGAUGCAGCAUCGUCCGGAACCAAGCUCCUGCUCCAGACAUCCUGGGUGCUAGGACU